AUGCCGCCUUGUAGCAUCCUCUGUUCCGAGCGGGUCGGCAGGGUCACAAAGACCUACCAUGAUCUUGACGCGGUGACCAACCUGCUGGAGGAGAAGGAGCGGGACCUGGAGCUCGCGGCCCGGAUCGGGCAGUCCCUGCUGAAGCAGAACCGGAGCCUGACGGAGCGUAACGAGCUCCUGGAGGAGCAGCUGGAACUGGCCAAGGAGGAGAUUGCCCAGCUGCGGCACGAGGUUUCCAUGCGGGAUGAUCUGCUCCAUCUCUACACCAACACCGUGGAGGACAGCGAGCCGGCCACAGCCACUGCCACGCCGCUUCGGCGGAACGAGUCCUCGCUGUCCCUGCAGCAGCACGUGCAGUACGACGCCCUGCAGCAGAAACUCAGGGGCCUGGAGGAGGAGAACCAGAAGCUGCGCUUGGAG
This is a messenger RNA of Terrapene triunguis (Three-toed box turtle), 420 nucleotides long. RefSeq names its product trafficking kinesin-binding protein 1-like. The transcript has 5 exons. Gene Ontology annotation, cellular component: dendrite. The annotation marks the transcript as partial. Lineage: Eukaryota; Metazoa; Chordata; Testudines; Emydidae. The record is from RefSeq and is a predicted model, not a curated record. Gene Ontology annotation, biological process: neurotrophin TRK receptor signaling pathway; anterograde axonal transport of mitochondrion; neurogenesis. Gene Ontology annotation, molecular function: signaling receptor binding.